This is a messenger RNA of Synchiropus splendidus (mandarinfish), 2181 nucleotides long. RefSeq names its product sodium- and chloride-dependent GABA transporter 2-like. Gene Ontology annotation, cellular component: membrane. Gene Ontology annotation, biological process: sodium ion transmembrane transport. Lineage: Eukaryota; Metazoa; Chordata; Actinopteri; Syngnathiformes; Callionymidae. Bases 154 to 1992 code for a protein of 612 amino acids. The record is from RefSeq and is a predicted model, not a curated record. The transcript is spliced from 15 exons.
CUGCUCCAGAGCUUGGUUUCUGUUGUGUUUGGUUCUGUACUUUGGUCAGAGGAGCAGCAGAAGAUGGUCCCGCCUCUCUGUGGUCCUGUUAAAUACUAAAACUGGUGCAACAGCAGGUGAAGCUCAACGACGCAUCUCUUCUGGAUAUCCAACAUGAAAGGUGACAGCAGCAAAACAAGCCUGCCUAAGGCUUCACCCCAAGGGUUGGACAUACUCCCAGCCCCGCAGGAGAAGAUGGAGGAGCGUGGUCAGUGGAGCAACAAGAUUGAGUUCAUCCUGUCGGUGGCGGGGUCCAUCAUUGGCCUGGGGAACAUGUGGAGAUUCCCGUACCUCUGCUACAAGAACGGGGGAGGUGCAUUCCUCAUCCCGUAUCUCAUCUUCCUGUUCACCUGUGGUGUUCCGGUCUUCUUCCUGGAGACAGCCCUGGGUCAGUACACCAGUGAAGGAGGGAUAACUUGCUGGAGAAAGAUCAGCCCCUUGUUUGAAGGUCUUGGCUACGGAACACAGGUGAUUGUGACUCUGCUGAACUUCUACUACAUUGUCGUUCUGGCAUGGGGCAUUUUCUACUUGUCCUUCUCCUUCUCGUGGGAUCUGGCCUGGUCCUCUUGUAACAAUACCUGGAACACAGAGAACUGUGUGGAGUUCCAGAGGGGGAACAGCUCAGUAAACCAAACAAUCAACCUAAAUGCCACUUCUCCUGUCAUUGAGUUCUGGGAGAGACGAGCAUUGAGGAUCUCUACUGGCAUAGACCACAUAGGAUCCCUGAACUGGGACCUGGUACUGUGUCUUCUCAUCGCCUGGGUCAUGUGCUAUUUCUGCAUCUGGAAAGGGGUCAAAUCCACAGGAAAGGUGGUCUACUUCACAGCUACUUUCCCUUAUGUGAUGCUGAUUGUCCUGCUGAUCCGAGGACUCACCCUGCCUGGUGCUGGAAUAGGGAUCCAGUUUUACCUUUACCCAGACUUGGGACGAUUAGCAGACCCUCAGGUUUGGAUGGAUGCAGGCACGCAGAUCUUCUUUUCCUACGCAAUAUGUUUGGGCUCUUUGACGGCGCUGGGAAGUUAUAACAGAUACAACAACAACUGCUACAGGGACUGUCUGUCACUCUGCUUUCUGAACAGUGGCACCAGCUUUGUGGCAGGAUUCGCAAUCUUCUCCAUUCUGGGUUUCAUGUCUUACGAGCAAAACGUUCCAAUCUCUGAAGUGGCAGAAUCUGGGCCUGGACUGGCCUUCAUAGCGUACCCCCGUGCUGUGUCCAUGAUGCCUUUCUCCCCACUGUGGGCCACGCUUUUCUUCGUCAUGAUCGUGUUUCUGGGUCUGGACAGCCAGUUUGUAUGCGUGGAGAGUCUGGUGACAGCAAUCGUCGACAUGUACCCUUCUGUGUUCCGCCGCAAGAACCGCCGUGAGCUAUUCCUCCUAGCAGUGGUCUUUGUCUCCUUUCUGAUGGGUCUCAUCAUGCUGACAGAGGGUGGAAUGUACGUAUUCCAGCUCUUCGACUACUACGCAGCCAGUGGCAUGUGUCUCCUGUUCAUGGCCAUUUUUGAAACUGUCUGCAUCGCCUGGGUUUAUGGUGUUGAGCGCUUUUAUGACAACAUUGAGGACAUGAUCGGCUACCGACCGGGUCCCUAUAUCAAGUAUUGUUGGUUGUUCUUCACCCCGGCCACAUGCAUUGCAACCUUCGCCUUCUCACUCAUCAAGUACACACCGCUCAAGUACAACAAUGAGUAUGUGUAUCCGUGGUGGGGCUAUGCCAUCGGCUGGCUGCUGGCUCUCUCGUCCAUGGUCUGCAUUCCGUUAUGGAUGAUCUACAAGCUCAGCACCACACAGGGAACUUUCAGAGAGCGCCUCCAGCUGCUCACCCGUCCAUCUGAUAGUUUACCCAAAACCAAACGAGAGCAGGAGCGACUACUGGCCAUCUUCGCUCCCGAGGAAGAUCCUGCCACCAUUAAUAAAAAUGGCUACGUCCCUGUCCCGGAGAGAGACUCCAACUUAUGAGCGCUGAAUUACUUCAGGGACAUAUGCAACUUCACGGUGGCGAGGGAACCUUUCAUGGAUUUUGUUUUAUGUGCGAUUAUGUUGAAUGUUUGGGGAAAAUUCGGCUCACAUGUAUAAUGUUCACAUUUUGAAAUGAAUACCCAUAGGUGUGUAAUCCUUCAGUCCUUCGUUUUAUAUUUUGUAACUUAA